Molecule: messenger RNA, 851 nt
Organism: Sorex fumeus (smoky shrew)
Lineage: Eukaryota; Metazoa; Chordata; Mammalia; Eulipotyphla; Soricidae
Gene: RBM8A
Product: RNA binding motif protein 8A
Exons: 6
Coding region: 168-689 (173 amino acids)
Biological process (GO): RNA splicing
Cellular component (GO): nucleus; exon-exon junction complex; cytoplasm
Molecular function (GO): mRNA binding
Source: RefSeq, a predicted model, not a curated record
AAGAUGGCUACAGGCACACUUCCGGCGCCUUCCCCAAUUAGCUCCGCCUUCAUUGCGUCUAUUAACUGCGCCGAGGGCGGGCCCUAGAGCUGGGCUUUGAUUGGUCAAGUUGACUGGCGACAAUUCCCGUGGUGCCUUGAGCACGGGCUGCAAGGAAUCUGGGCAAGAUGGCGGACGUGCUGGAUCUUCACGAAGCGGGAGGCGAGGAUUUCGCCAUGGACGAGGAUGGGGACGAGAGCAUCCACAAACUGAAAGAAAAAGCGAAGAAACGGAAGGGCCGAGGCUUCGGUUCGGAGGGGUCCCGAGCGCGGAUGCGAGAGGACUAUGACAGCGUGGAGCAGGACGGAGACGAGCCCGGGCCGCAGCGCUCUGUUGAAGGCUGGAUCCUCUUUGUGACGGGAGUCCACGAGGAAGCCACGGAGGAAGACAUCCACGACAAGUUCGCGGAAUACGGGGAAAUCAAAAACAUCCACCUAAACCUGGAUAGACGAACGGGCUACCUGAAGGGAUAUACCCUGGUGGAGUACGAGACCUAUAAGGAAGCGCAGGCUGCCAUGGAGGGGCUCAAUGGCCAGGACUUGAUGGGGCAACCCAUCAGCGUGGACUGGUGCUUUGUCCGGGGCCCUCCCAAGGGCAAACGGAGAGGUGGCCGAAGACGCAGCAGAAGUCCAGACCGGAGACGGCGCUGAGAGGCUCUCUAGGUUCCCUGGGGUACUGCUGCACAGGUCAUCUGACACCGCAGCCUUGGAGAAAUGGUCUGGGGUGGAACUUCGUUUGCAUAUAUUUAAUGUUUUCCUAUUUGCUUAGCCCUUUUUUUGAAUUACGAAUAAAUGCCCCAUUUUUGUUUUCUA